CGUUGCAGGAAGCACUUAUCGAAUAAAGUUGAUGUUCAAUGGACGAUCAGCAUCUCACACACCAGCUUCACACCAGUACACUUUAGACCAAUGCGAUGGCAAACCUAUUGGUGUUGAUGAGUGUGGUUGGCGUUUUUUGUAAACAUAAUUUUGUCCAUGCAGGAUUUACAACAACUAAGCUAGGCCCCCAGCCAAUAUGGAAUUCCACUCACACUGAUAAGUUAAGACAAGACCUCCUGCUUAACUAUGAUAAAUUUGCAAGGCCAGCGCAACACUACAACGUGACAACCGUCCGCCUGGGUUUCACAAUUAGACAUAUUGAACUAAAUGAAUUUAAAUCAUCUUUAACAGUUUAUUCAUGGAUUAAUCUGUCAUGGAACGACGAAAAACUCAAAUGGAACUCGUCAAAUUACGGCGACCUCACAGCUCUCAAUUUAGCUGAUCACGAAAUCUGGCAGCCAGAUAUUUUUUUAUAUAACAGCGCAACAAGCACGGCCAUUACGCAUUAUGGAAAUGUCCACUGUAUUGUUUAUGAGGAUGGCACCGUUCUGUGGGUUCCUCCUGCUCAAUUUACGGUUUUAUGCAACCUUAAUUUAAAAUACUGGCCUUUCGACAGUCAAGUAUGCAAACUUAUCUUGGGUUCUUGGACUUACAAUGGAGAUCAAAUUGAUAUUGAACUUUACAAAAAUCAAAAAGAAGCCGAUAUGGAUCUCCUCGUCGAAAACAAUGAGUGGAAUAUUGUGAAAACAUCUUUAACCAAAAAUAUGAAGUACUAUUCUUGCUGUGAAUCUCCGUAUCCAGAUGUGACUAUUGAACUAGUUCUUGAUAGAAUAUCACCGUCCUAUAAAGCUUUAAUUGUCACACCCGCUUUUGUUAUAAUAAUAUUAAUUUUAAUUAAUUUUUGGCUACCUCCACAGGCGGGUGAAAAAAUCGUUCUCAACGGAUGUACCGCUGUCAUUAUUUGUUUGUUCAUGCUAUAUUUUACACAGAAAAUUCCAGCUAUGGGGACACACACACCAUUAAUUGUGUUGUUUUACAGCAGUUGUUUGUAUGUUGUUGGAUUUUCUAUGAUAGCUUCUGUUAUUGUUAUCUGGUUGUCAAGAACUAAACACGGUUCCCCGCUGCCAUGGAUUAUAAAACAUCCUUUAACCGGUACUUUUGGCAAACUACUAGGACUGGGUACCUAUAUUCAGCAGUCGUCGAUUACCUCCCAUAGAAUAACAGCUGAAGAAAUGCGUGACCAUCAAGUAACAGAUUUUGAAGAAAAUAACAGUGGAGAUGAACACCAUAUCAUAAAAUCGUCUACAAAAAUGCCCAUACAACACGACUGGAUACUGCUAGCAGCAGCCAUAGAUCGACUUUCGUUUUGCUUCUUUUGUUUUCUUUUACUUAUUUUAACCAUUGUUUACUCCAUAUAAACCUGUCAUUUUCAAGUUUUUGAAACAUACAUUAUUGAAAACUAA
Messenger RNA from Zophobas morio, 1463 nucleotides. RefSeq names its product acetylcholine receptor subunit alpha-type acr-16-like (gene nAChRa10). Lineage: Eukaryota; Metazoa; Arthropoda; Insecta; Coleoptera; Tenebrionidae. Bases 96 to 1418 code for a protein of 440 amino acids. Gene Ontology annotation, cellular component: neuron projection; synapse; plasma membrane. Gene Ontology annotation, molecular function: excitatory extracellular ligand-gated monoatomic ion channel activity; transmitter-gated monoatomic ion channel activity involved in regulation of postsynaptic membrane potential; transmembrane signaling receptor activity. The record is from RefSeq and is a predicted model, not a curated record. The transcript has 8 exons. Gene Ontology annotation, biological process: signal transduction; chemical synaptic transmission; regulation of membrane potential.